This is a messenger RNA of Danaus plexippus (monarch butterfly), 623 nucleotides long. Its product is annotated as flexible cuticle protein 12-like. Gene Ontology annotation, cellular component: chitin-based extracellular matrix. The record is from RefSeq and is a predicted model, not a curated record. The transcript has 3 exons. Bases 225 to 569 code for a protein of 114 amino acids. Lineage: Eukaryota; Metazoa; Arthropoda; Insecta; Lepidoptera; Nymphalidae. Gene Ontology annotation, molecular function: structural constituent of chitin-based larval cuticle.
UUUCUGUUUGUUUUAUUUGGAAACAGAUUCUUUUUACUCUGUCAUUUAAAUUGUUAAUUCUCCAAAUUGAAACCAACCAGUUCACCUUGAACUUAUAAUAAGAUUAACAUAUUUGGCAGUUAUUUUGUUAGUUUUGCAGUCUCAUCUGUUAUAAAUAAAGCAUCAACAUAGAAACAGCGUUUUACUAGGUAUCAACUUGUCGUCGAUAUCACACAUCUUUAAAUAUGAAACUGAUAGUACUCAUAUGUUUAGUUGCUGCAGUAGCAGCAGCUCCGCCUUCUAGAGUUAACUAUGAUAACAAUAACGUACAAAUUCUUUCCUAUGAAAACGAUAACAUUGGUUUAAAUAGAUACAAAUAUGGCUUCUCACAGUCAGAUGGAACGAAACAGGAGCAACAGGGUGAAUUUAGAAGCGACGGUGUUUAUGUCGUGAAAGGUUUUUAUUCGUGGGUCGGUCCCAACGGUUACCUGUAUACCGUCAAAUACAUUUCUGAUGAAAAUGGCUAUCAACCAGAAAUGGAAGAGGCCCCCGGUUAUGAUUCUGGUCUCAUUGCUACCGCUCUCGGCUAACUUCCACGAAAAUGACAUUGUUUAACCCAAAACCGAUUAAAUUGUUGAUACUUA